GGGGAUCAGGAUUCAGACGGAGCCUAUCCGUAUUGUUCGAUGAAUGUAUACGCCGUAACCGACGAGACGACCGAGUUUGUGACCUACGGCGAUAUCUGGUCGCCAGAUGGUAGUGCCACCGGAUGGGGUUUGGUACUUGGACAAUGGCAAUCUCAGUACGGAGUGGCUGGAUACGGAGUGCUCUACCAAUCUCCACCUGGUCGAUGACGAUGCCCCGGGGGGUGGCCAAUGCGUUUAUAUCCCUGGAUCAGAUUACGACUUUUAUCAGAUCAACCAAACCGUCGCCGAUGCCCAGGUCGGCCAGACAUACAACGCAUCCGUCUCCUGGCGGCUCAAGUCAGACGAAUAUAAUGCAGAUGUCCCUGUUACGUGUAGCAUCGACUAUCGGUUAUCCAAUGGCGACACGGGCCUCCUAUUGGACAUCGCGCAUGAGACUGUCACGGUUUCCUCGACCGACAGUGGUUGGAUGGCGGUUAACGGAACUUGGGAUGCCACUGUUUCAGAUUUUACCAUUAUGAUCACUGUACAAUGUAGUACGGAGGACACCGAUUAUCUGCCAGACAUCGAAAUUGCCAAUGUUCGACUCAACAUCCAAAUAGUGAGCUGUCCGGUGCAAAGGUCUUCAUCGGCUGUGGCCAGCUCCACUCAAGUAUCAUCAACCACCCCUCCGAGAACUCCGAUCUCAUCCGCUGUGGUCUCUCCUACCCCAGUUUCUCAUUUGGCUGUUCCAUCUUCGUCUUUCCAUGCGACUUCCCUAGUUCUAGCCUCUUCUUCGGUUGCUGUGAACCGCAGUCGAGUUGCGUCAUCAUUGUCAGACUAUCCCGUCUCUUCUGUCAGUCCUUCGGUAAGUGUCAGCCGUAGUCGAGUUGCUGCUUCGUCCAGCUCCUUGGUUUCAUCAGCAAUCGCAGUCACUACACCAGUUACCAUCCCAAUAUUCAUUCCGGGGUUGUCAUCUGCUGUGCCGUCGCCAGCGUCUUCUUUGUCGUCCAAUGUCGCCUCCUCGCACAUUUUGACACCGGGCCAACCUGGGAGGCCCCUCACAUCUAUCUUAGCAACAAACCCUCUGCCUACAGCCUCGCAAUCUGCCAAACUUGCGACAGUCCCUGCGGGGUCGGACAUGACCACCUCUACGAUCUUUACUACCAGCACUGUGACAAUAACCUCCUGUCCUUCUACCAUUACCGAUUGCCCCGCCUCCAAGAGGACAACAUAUCUCACUACCGAGACCAUUCUAGUCUCGACGACAGUAUGCCCCAUCACCGCAGCCGCAACUGCAACUGCGACCGAUGAUGGCUCUUACACAUCGACUAUCCUUACGACCAGAACCACGACCAUCACAUCGUGCGCGGCUACUGUCACAAACUGCCCUGCCCGCUCACAGACCACCUAUAUCAGCACCCAGACGUUGGUGGCUGGAACAACGAUUAUCUUUACGGGCAAGACGAUUCCCGCUCAAACGGCCUUACCAGGUACGACCAAUGUUUCUUCGGGGUCUAAUGACGCCCCGGUGACUACAGGGCCACAUGGUGCCGGUGUCAACAUUGCAGGCAGUCAAGGAACUCCGACAGAUUCCAGCACGACGACUGCUGCGCCUGGCACGGUUGCGGCCGCCUCAGCUAAUGCUGUCGCUCCUGAAAAGCCUUGGCCGCAUGUUUCAUCGGCCUCAUCCGAAAUUGGCAGUUUUGGCUCCACUGGCAGCUCUAGCCUGGAUGCUUCUUCUAGCUCUGGAUCCGAAUCGCGUGUUGCCGGUUCUUCUGCGUCCGGAGUUUCUGCAUCUGGCUCUAAUGGUUCCGGCCCGUCGAAUUCAUCGAGUGAUUAUGGCUCCUGCAUUUUCUCUGGCUCUCCUAGUGAUUCUAGCUCUGGGCCUGCCUGUUGCUAUACCUCGGACUCGGAUUCUGGCCACAUUAGUACGGAGUUGUCUGGUUUGUCUAAUUACUCUACCUCUGGAUCUGCCAUUGGGUCUACCGGACCUUCUAGGCCCUCGGGCUCCGGUGAUUCCAGAUCACGCACUGGAACUAGCUCCGCUGGUAGUUUCGCCUCUGUUUCUGGUUCUGAAUCUUUCAACUCUGGCUCCGCCUCCGCUUCUUAUGACUCCUCUAAUUCUGGCUCUCACAAUACCGCUGAAUCCACCGGGCAAACACCUCCAAACUCCGAUAUGGAUCUCACGGCUACCUCUGCCACCGGAAUUACUGGAGAGUACAAUGGUUCUAGCUCGCCUAAGACAUUGACUACCUCCGUCGAAAGCACCUCUACGACCGCAGAAAUCCCCAGUACCAACUCCAACUCACCCAUCAAUGGAAACAAUGUUGCUGCCGUAUCUGAUGGAUCUUCGCCUAUUGCUGGCUCCUCUUAUGGUUCUUCAAGUGGCCAGAAUUUCCCAGCAGGCUAUGGUUUCUCAACUAGACCUGCAAUCAGUAGUUCCGUUGCAUCCAUGACACCCGCAAACAGCGCAACUGCCCAGGCAUCAAGCACUACGUCCAGCGCGGUUGGCGCUGUAUUCACAGGAGCUGCUUCUGCUGUUCCCAUUCAGAACCUUGUUCUCGCGGCAGUUGCUAUGGUCGUUGGGGUUAUCCUUUUGUGAGGAGUGGCCCAGUAAUCCAAGCGAUCUUUUAUUCAUAUUUAUAUAUCACAGCCUCAAACCAUCAGAACAUAGAAAUUUCCC
Messenger RNA from Aspergillus sclerotioniger CBS 115572, 2662 nucleotides. RefSeq lists its product as uncharacterized. NCBI's taxonomy places the organism in Eukaryota, Fungi, Ascomycota, Eurotiomycetes, Eurotiales, Aspergillaceae. The coding region runs from base 107 to 2581 and encodes 824 amino acids. The record is from RefSeq and is a predicted model, not a curated record. The transcript is spliced from 3 exons.